AUGCUGCGCCUGCGCGCCCGACCGCUGUGCUGCGCCUUGCUGGCGCGCGCCGGCGCCGUGCGCAUGGGCGGCGGCGGCGCGCGACGGCGCGUCGACGCGCCGGCGCCGGCGCCGAGCGCCGACGUCGACGUGCCCGCGGCGCCGCCCGCGACGCUGCGGAGCGUCGACGCGCCGGCGCCGGCGCCGAGCGCCGACGUCGACGUGCCCGCGGCGCCGCCCGCGACGCUGCGGAGCGCUCUCAAAAUCAUGUUCGACCCCGUGGGCCGCGGCAAGGAGCGCGCGCGCACCGUCGAGUCGCGGCCGCCGUCGGACCCCAUGGUCUACACGCACGUCGCGUUCCUGCCGGCCGUCGGCGCCGCGGCGUCGACAGGCCUCUACGAGCUCGCGGUCCUCCAGAGCGCCGUCCUCGGCGCGAGCCUCGCCUACCACGCCACGGGCGAGCGGCCGGGCGCGCUGGCCAAGGUCGAGGGGUCCCUCGCGAAGGCGCUCUUCGCGUACGGAGCGCUGCAGACCUUCGCGAACGCGCCGCCGGACCUCUUCGCGUGCGAGGCGGCGCUCGCCGCCGCGACGCUCGCGGCGUUCCUCGUGACGAACCUGCGGCCGGAGACCUACGAGGCGUGGCACCCGCUCGGGCUCCACGUGCUGCCCGGCGUCUGCGAUCGCCGGAACGGAACGAUGCUGCCGCCGGACCCGUGCAUCGAGGACUGGACGGGCCCCGGCCUGCCGCCGCGCUACCAGCUCCCCGGCGCGCCCAUGUACCCCGACGGCGCGCCGUCGGUCUUCGUGACGGGCGGCAGCAGCGGCAUCGGCUACGCGCUCUGCCGGUCGCUGGCCCUGGACCACGGCUUCCGCGUGUUCAUGGGCUGCCGCGACGGCGACGCGGGGAGCCGCGCGGCGAUGCGGGUCGAGGACGAGGGCGCGUACUGCGAGAACAUCGAGAUCGACGUCACGGACGACGACGCCUGCGAGACCGCGGCCGUCAUGGUCCAGUCGUUCCUGGGCUUCGAGCCCCUGACGUGCCUCGUGAACUGCGCGGCGGUCGGCCACGCGACGUGCUCCGACGGCGCUAAAAUCGUCGACGUCAACCUGCGCGGCGCGAAGCGCGUCUGCGACGCCUUCCUGCCCAUCAUGGACGAGCGCUUCGGCCGCGUCGUCAACGUCGGCGCGGGCGGCGGCGCGGGCUACGUGGAGACCUGCGAGGACGUCGCGCGCCGGCUCCUGACGUCGCCGGACGUGCGGUGGGACGACGUCGAGGCCUACGCCCGGGGCGCGCUCGCGGCGGAGGUCCACGACGACCAGGGCUACGGCCUCUCCAAGGCCUGCCUGGCGGCGUUCACGCUCUGCCUCGCGCGCGAGCACCCGAAGAUGCUCAGCGUGACGGCGCACCCGGGCGUCUGCGGCGGCACGAAGAUGAACCCGGGCGCCGCCGACCGGACGGCCGAGGACGGCGCGAAGAGCGUCGCGUUCUGCCUGCUCGCGGAGCGCCUCAAGCUCGGCAACGGCUUCCUCUACGGGCCCGACGGCCUGCGGUCGCCGCUCUUCGCGGCGCGCGACGCCCUGUGCGACGCCGGCGCGCCCGAGUACGCGGGGCCCGUCAUGGCGCCGAAGCGGUCGCCGCGCGAGGCCGAGCGCGUCGCGCGCGCGCGCCAGGACGCCGAGGACGCGCGCAACGCGCUCCUCCUCGAGAAGGCGCGGCAGGACGCGGAGCAGGCCGAGCGCGCGCGCGCCGAGGCCGCGGCCGCGGACGACGCGGAGGUCGUCGAGCUGCUGCCGCCGGCGAAGGACGCGAGGUCCGCGGCGACGACGAAGCCCGCCGCGCCCGUGUCCUUCGACGCGGCCAUGCGGGGCAAGCUGCUGCGGACACCGGCGCCCGCGGCGCCCGCGGCGCCCGCGGCGCCGCCGGAGCCGGAGUUCGCGGUCCCGGACGUCAUCCCGGGCGUCCAGGAGGCCCUCGACGACAUCGCGCACCUGCCCCAGAUGCCGCUCGACGAGUUCGCGAGGACCGUCGAGUCCUAUCGGACCGCGCUGCCGCCGCCCGGCGCGCCGCCGCCCGCCGCCGCGGCGCCCGCCGCCGCGGAGGAGCCGCCGCCCGCCGCGGAGGAGCCCCCGCCCGCCGCGCCGCCGGCGCCCGCCGAGGCCGAGGAGGCGCCCCGGGGCUGGUUCUUCCGGCGGUCGUCGAAGCGGGCGGACCCGAAAUCCUUCGAGGCCGCGAUGAAGGGCUCGAUCCUCAAGAACCCGAGCGUCCUCGACCGGCCGCCGGAGCCGCCGACGCCGCCGCCGUCCGACGAGCCGACGGCCGCCGAGGUCAUGCGCGCCGAGCGGAGCCUCGACACGCUCGAGAAGAUCGCGGGCCGGCUGCCGCUGAAGCCGCGCGCGCCGCGCGGCGACGACUGGGUGCCCAACCAGGGCCGGCCGAACGAGGAGCCGCCGCCGCCGAGCUUCGUCUCCGGCGAGCGCUGCCCGGAGACGACGGAGGCCGACGACGACGUCGAGCCCGCGGCGCCGCCGGAGGCGAAGGAGAUCCCGCGCGGCCCCUUCUCCGGCCAGCCCCACUGCUCCGCCUGCGCGGCGCCGCGCACGCGGGCCAUGAACACGCUCAACAAGCUCCAGGGCUACCUGGAGGAGAAGGUCAUCGCGCCCGUGGGCCUGGACAACCUGGCGACGCCGGACGAGCCCGACGACGCGGCGCGCGCGGCGGCGGCGCGGCGCUUCGCGAAGACGGCCCUCGAGGAGUCGGCGCCGGACCUGACGGCGGCCACGGCCGACGACGUGCGCAACGAGCUGCUCGGCGCCGUCGCGGCCGCGCGGACGGCGGCGCCCGCGGCGCCGGCGCCGGAGCCGUCCGCGGGCGACGUCGCGCUCGUAUCGGAGGUGCGCAAGCUCCGGAAGGAGGUCGGCUCGCUCGCCGUCGACCUCGAGGCGGCGGAGCGGGAGUGCGCGGACCGGCGCAAGGAGGCGAACGACGUGCGGCGGGACCUCGCGGAGGCGCGGCGCGCGGUCGGCAACGAGGGCGCCGCGGGCCGCGAGCGCGAGGCCGCCUUAGCCGCGGACCUCGCGGACGCGCGGCGCGCCGUGGAGAAGAUGACGGCGCUGGCGACGGAGGCGAAGCGGAGCGAGGAGAAAGCCAGAACCGACGUCGAGGCCGAGCGGCGGCGCGCGGCCGACGCGGACGCGGCGCUCGCGGCCGAGCGCGAGCGCCUGUCGCGGCGCGAGCGGGAUUUGGGCGCCGCGUCGGCGUCGUCGGGCCGGCGCGAGGCGGCCCUGACGUCCGAGGUCGCGGGCCUCGCGCGGGCGCUCGAGGAGUCGAGGCGCGCGCCCGCGCCGGCCGCGGCCGCGCCGGCCGCGUCCGAAGUCGCGGCGCUCCGCGCGCGCGCGGAGCGCGCGGAGGCGUCGCUCCGGACCGAGCGCGCGGCGCGCGCCGCCGCCGACGGCGGCGGCGACGCCGUCGCGCGCGGCGUCGCCGAGGCCCUCGAGGCCGCGCGCGAGGCCGCGGCGGCCGCGACGCGGGAGAAGGACGCGCUCGCGGCUGAGCUCGCGGACGCGGCGGCGGCGCGCGCGGACGCGGACCGGCGGAGCGCCGACGACCGCGAGGGCCUCGAGGCGCGCGUGCGGACCCUGGGCGCGCGGCUCGAGACCGCGGAGAAGCGCGCGGCGGCGCCGAGCGCGCGCGAGCCCGGCGGCGAGAACCGCACGGCGCUCGCGGCGCAGAUCCUCAAGAAGCAGGCGCUGCUCGACGACGCCCUCGCGGCGAAGCGGGCGUUGGACGGCCGCCUGAGCGCCGCGCGCCGCGACAACGACGCGCUCCGCGCGCGGCUCGACGGCUUGCGCGACGACGGCAUGGACCCCGCGGGGCCCCGGCGCCUCAAGCAGACGCUCAAGAUGCACCGGGCCCACCCGGCGUCGGCCCAGUACAAGGUCGGCGGCUUCCUCGACGACGUCGACCAGUUCAUGGUCCGGACGCUGCGCCUCCUGAACAGCGCGCCCGUCUUCCGCCUCGUCUUCUUCACCUACCUCGUCCUCCACCACGUCUACAUGUUCCUCGUCAUCUGCUUCCACCAGCGGCACCUCGAGCAGCACCACGGCGACGACGCGGCGCGGCCGAACCUGCGCGGGGGCUAG
Aureococcus anophagefferens is the source of this 4119-nucleotide messenger RNA. RefSeq lists its product as hypothetical. Bases 1 to 4119 code for a protein of 1372 amino acids. The record is from RefSeq and is a predicted model, not a curated record. Gene Ontology annotation, molecular function: oxidoreductase activity. NCBI's taxonomy places the organism in Eukaryota, Pelagophyceae, Pelagomonadales, Pelagomonadaceae. The transcript is spliced from 4 exons.